Messenger RNA from Ambispora leptoticha, 127 nucleotides. NCBI's taxonomy places the organism in Eukaryota, Fungi, Glomeromycota, Glomeromycetes, Archaeosporales, Ambisporaceae. The record is from the annotation of a GenBank genome assembly.
AUGACCAAAUCCCAAAUCAUUAUCAAUAAUGCAUUAUGUGUGGCGGAUGAUUUGGAUAUAAAACCCGAAGUACAGCCCACAAAAAAUGCAGCGAUCGUCCCACAAAAAUCACACCUGAAUGCUCAAG